GUGACCCAGAGGAACCCACGGGGCUGAUGUGUUACCAGAUGGGCCCCAGCAGGGGCAUGAAUUGCACGUGGCCCAGCAGGACCGGCCCUGAGGCUAACACCACUUACACCCUCCACUACCAGAGCCUGAAGUUCAAACGCAACCAGACGCGAAGUUCCCAGGCCCCCGCCGGACAGAGCUGGGUGGUGAUUGGAAGAAGCAGCCUGACGCACAAUGAGAACUAUGCCGUGUGGGUGGAGGCUGGUGACGGGACCCAGAUCACACCAAGGCUAACUCUGACCCCGCACGAGAUAGUGAAGCCGGAUCCCCCUGUACUGAGCCUAGUGGACGUGACCCCUGUGGUCACUGUGACCUGGACAAACCCCCAAUGGCCCCAGCAUUUCUCCCUGGAUCUGGCCUGCCACCUUCGCUACCGGGUGUCUGGGACCCCCAACUGGACCAGGGUUCAUGAGGAGGAUGUUGAGCCCAACAUCUACGAGUUCUCCAGCCUGGAGCCUUUCACGGCCUAUGAGGUGCAGGCUCGCUGCAUCCCUGGGGACCGGAAGGGCUUCUGGAGCGACUGGAGCCCGUCCCAGACCUUCCAGACCCCCGAGGCUGCCCCGCUGGGCCUGGUGGACGUGUGGCGAGUGGCCAGCCCCCCUGAGUCCGGAGAGCCCAGCCUGCUGCUGCUGUGGAAGCCGCUCAAUUCUGAAGCAGCCAGGGGAGUCAUUCGGAGCUACAGCCUGGCCUUCCGGAACGGCGGCAACAGCUCCGUGAGCCUGGAGGCCGGCUGCUGCAACGUGAGCCUCCCCUCCAGAACCACCCACGUCUGGAUCUCGGCAAACAACCACGUCGGGCGGACGCAGCCUGCCAACCUCAGCUUGGAGCGGCAGGAUCUGCCUGCCCCGGCGGGGGUCCGGGCUGCGGCCGUGCACGGGCAGGAUCUCCUCGUUACCUGGGAGCCCAGCAAGGACCCUCUGGAAGGGGAGCCCAUGGAGUAUCUGGUGGAGUGGGCCGAGGAGUGCAGCAGCUCAAAGGCGGCAUCCCUGGACUGGGUGCGCAGGCCGGCUGGCACCCACAGUGCCCUGCUGACAG
Molecule: messenger RNA, 1074 nt
Organism: Terrapene triunguis (Three-toed box turtle)
Lineage: Eukaryota; Metazoa; Chordata; Testudines; Emydidae
Product: interleukin-27 receptor subunit alpha-like
Exons: 7
Biological process (GO): cytokine-mediated signaling pathway
Cellular component (GO): external side of plasma membrane
Molecular function (GO): cytokine receptor activity; protein binding
Source: RefSeq, a predicted model, not a curated record